AUGCUUAAAUAUUGUGGAGAAAUUAAUGCCUACUGGCAAAUAUUUUCUGUUAGGUGGAAACUUGUUAGCUGGUUCAAAACUUUACAUACUUUGAUGUCAUUGAGUGACCAUACUAAUACUAAGGUGUUGUGCCUUCGAGAUUCGCCUUUUGUUUUUGUGCAUGUAAUUGGUAACUUAUUAACACUCCUUGACAAAAAGUCACGGCGCCGUUGCCUGUGCAAGUUCCAAAAUUGUGUAUGUAUAGACUGUCUUUCAUUCUCAGGAAUCUUUUGUAAACACUGUUUUUUACAUGAACAAGGUGGCAAUAGUGGAUGUUUCAGCCUUUGUUUCUCUUAUACAGCUCCUGGAUCUCUAUUUCGCUUAGGUUUUUUUAUUAUUUGA
This is a messenger RNA of Spodoptera littoralis (African cotton leafworm), 381 nucleotides long. The record is from the annotation of a GenBank genome assembly. Lineage: Eukaryota; Metazoa; Arthropoda; Insecta; Lepidoptera; Noctuidae.